Molecule: messenger RNA, 3776 nt
Organism: Chrysochloris asiatica (Cape golden mole)
Lineage: Eukaryota; Metazoa; Chordata; Mammalia; Afrosoricida; Chrysochloridae
Gene: TBC1D8
Product: TBC1 domain family, member 8 (with GRAM domain)
Exons: 20
Coding region: 154-3585 (1143 amino acids)
Source: RefSeq, a predicted model, not a curated record
CGCAGGGCUCGGGCGCAGGCAGCAGUUCCCGUGCCCCAGCGUCGUUGCUUCCUCCAAGCGGGCUCGGUGCGGCGUGGCUGGCGGCCGGAGCGAUGUGACCCGGGGCCGGCGGGCGCGGCGCGGGGUGGCGUGGGCUGCGGCCGGACCGCAGCGAUGUGGUUGAAGCCGGAGGAGGUUCUGCUCAAGAACGCCCUGAAGCUCUGGGUGACCCAGAAGAGCAGCUGCUACUUCAUCCUACAGCGGCGCCGCGGGCACGGCGAGGGGGGCGGCCGCCUCACGGGUCGUCUGGUAGGUGCUCUAGAUGCAGUGCUGGAUUCCAACGCACGGGUGGCUCCGUUUCGAAUUCUGCUGCAAGUUCCUGGGUCCCAGGUGUAUUCUCCCAUAGCAUGUGGUGCAACAUUAGAAGAAAUAAGCCAACACUGGGACUGGCUGGAGCAGAAUCUCCUGCAUACUCUGUCUGUCUUCGAUAAUAAAGAAGACAUCGCUAGUUUUGUGAAAGGGAAAAUAAAGGCUCUGAUUGCAGAGGAGACAAGCAGCAAACUUGCAGAGCAGGAAGAGGACCCUGAGAAGUUCCGAGAAGCCCUGGUGAAAUUCGAGGCCAGGUUUAAUUUCCCGGAGGCAGAGAAGUUAGUCACCUACUACUCCUGCUGCUGUUGGAAGGGCAGAGUGCCCCGCCAAGGCUGGCUCUAUCUCAGCAUCAACCAUCUCUGCUUCUACUCCUUCUUCCUGGGCAAGGAACUUAAACUCAUUGUCCCUUGGGUUGAUAUCCAGAAGUUAGAAAGAACAUCCAAUGUCUUUCUGACGGAUACAAUCCGAAUCACCACCCAGAGUAAGGAACGUGACUUCUCCAUGUUCCUGAACCUCGAUGAGGUGUUCAAGAUAAUGGAACAACUGGCAGACGUGACUCUCCGAAGGCUGCUGGACAAUGAGGUCUUUGACUUGGACCCUGAUUUGCAGGAACCAAGCCAGAUCACCAAGAGGGAUCUUGAAGCCAGAGCACAGAAGGAGUUCUUCCGAGCUUUCUUCAGGCUACCGAGGAGGGAGAGGCUGCACGGGGUCCUAGACUGCUCCCUCUGGACGCCGUUUAGCCGCUGCCACACUGUGGGGCGGAUGUUUACCUCUGAUAGCUACAUCUGCUUUGCUAGCAAAGAAGACGGCUGUUGCAACGUUGUCCUUCCACUCAGAGAGGUAGUAAGCAUUGAGAAGAUGGAAGACACGAGCCUGCUCCCCAACCCCAUCAUUGUCAGCAUCAGGAGUAAGAUGGCCUUCCAGUUCAUCGAGCUCAAGGAUAGAGACAGCCUGGUGGAGAGUCUGCUGGUGAGGCUGAAGCAGGUCCACGCCAACCACCCUGUGCAUUAUGACACCUCAAGAAAUGAAGACAUGACUUCACCUGUGUUUCAUUCAACCAGCAUGUGCAGUGAUCACAAAUUUGGGGAUCUUGAAAUGGUGUCUUCUCAAAAUAGGGAGGACAAUGAAAAAGAGAAGAGCCCACUGCUCAACCCCGAGGCCCUGAGAGCCAUCUCCCAGCAGUCAGGCAGCCAGAGCCCCGACUCCCGCAUGUCCAGAGAACAGAUAAAAAUAAGCCUGUGGAAUGACCACUUUGUGGAAUAUGGCAGGACCGUGUGUAUGUUUCGCACAGAAAAGAUCCGGAAGCUUGUCGCCAUGGGGAUCCCUGAAUCUUUACGCGGCAAGCUCUGGCUCCUGUUUUCAGAUGCUGUCACAGACCUCGCCUCGCACCCGGGUUACUAUGGGAAUCUGGUGGAAGAGUCCAUGGGAAAGUGUUGCUUGGUGACAGAAGAGAUCGAACGCGAUCUGCACCGCUCCUUACCAGAGCACCCCGCUUUCCAAAACGAAACGGGGAUAGCUGCUUUGAGGAGAGUGCUGACAGCGUACGCCCACCGAAACCCCAAAAUUGGAUACUGCCAGUCCAUGAACAUCCUGACCUCAGUAUUGCUGCUGUAUGCCAAAGAGGAGGAAGCCUUCUGGUUGCUGGUUGCUGUGUGUGAGCGGAUGUUGCCCGACUAUUUCAACCACCGAGUGAUAGGGGCUCAAGUGGACCAGUCUGUGUUUGAGGAACUCAUCAAAGAGCACCUCCCGGAGCUGGCGGGACACAUCAAUGACCUCUCCUCCUUGGCGUCUGUUUCUCUCUCGUGGUUCCUGACUCUGUUCCUCAGCAUCAUGCCUUUAGAGAGCGCGGUCAAUGUGGUAGACUGCUUUUUCUACGAUGGCAUCAAAGCCAUCUUCCAGCUGGGGCUGGCUGUGCUCGAAGCCAACGCCGAGGACCUGUGCAGCAGUAAGGACGAUGGCCAGGCCUUGAUGAUCCUCAGCAGGUUUCUAGAUCACAUUAAGAAUGAGGAGAGCCCUGGGCCGUCAGUCGGCAGCUACCAUGCCUUCUUCUCGGAUGACCAGGAGCCCUACCCUGUGACUGACAUUGCUGACUUGAUCCGGGACUCCUACGAGAAAUUUGGAGAUCAGUCUGUGGAGCAAAUUGAGCACUUACGUUGCAAGCACAGGAUCCGAGUUCUCCAAGGCCACGAAGACACCACAAAACAGAACGUGCUCCGUGUUGUCAUCCCAGAAGUCUCUAUUCUUCCUGAAGAUUUAGAGGAACUCUACGACUUAUUCAAGAGAGAACACAUGAUGAGCUGUUACUGGGAGCAGCCCAGCCCUGUGGUUCAGCGUCAUGACCCCAACAGGCCCUACGCAGAGCAGUACCGUAUCGACCACCGGCAGUUUGCAAACCUGUUUAAGCUUGUCUCGCCGUGGACCUGUGGCACCCACACGGAGAUCCUCGCAGAGAGGACCUUUAGGCUCCUGGACGACAACAUGGAUCAUUUCAUCGAGUUCAAAGGCUUCGUUGGCUGUCUGGAUAUUAUGUAUAAUGGAGAAAUGAAUGAAAAAAUCAAACUGCUGUAUAAGCUUCACAUCCCUCCAGCACUCACUGAAAAUGACCAAGACAGCCAGUCACCAUUGAAGAACCCUCUCCUGUCGACUGCAAGACCUCUGGUUUUGGGAAAGUCAAAUGGUGAUACAACUGAUUAUCAGAAACAGCUGAAGCAGAUGAUUAAGGAUUUAGCCAAAGAAAAAGAUACAAGUGAGAAAGAAUUACCCAAAAUGAGCCAGAGGGAAUUUAUCCAGUUCUGUAAAACUCUGUACAGCAUGUUCCAUGAAGAUCCGGAAGAAAACGAGUUGUACCAAGCCAUCGCCACGGUGACCACGCUCCUGCUGCAGAUCGGGGAAGUAGGGCAGCAUAGCAGCAGCUCCGGAAGCUGCUCCCAGGAAGCAGGGGAGGACCUGCAGGCUUCAGUGCCUUCUCCUGACCAGGACUCUGUAUUUGCUGACACUGGGACUAUGCCCCAGGACCCCCAAGCAUUUCCCGUGGAGGUGGGAAGAGAAGAAGAUUGGACGGUUUCUCUUGAACAUAUUUUAGCGUCGCUUCUGACUGAGCAAUCAUUAGUAAACUUCUUUGAAAAGCCACUAGAAAUCAAAUCCAAACUUGAAAAUGCCAAGAUCAAUCAGUACAGUCUCAAAACCUUUGAAAUGAGCCACCAGCCUCAGCCCGAACUGAAGCUGAAGAGCCUGUAGCGAGUGUGGCAGUUUGCUGUGGAGUACACUGGAGCCAAUAGACCAAAGCAAGGACCACAGGCUGUUUCUUGGGUUGUCCAUCCCUAUGUUUUAGGCUAGUUCCUUUGGGAGGACACUAUACAAACCAGGUAGCUGACAGCCAGGACUGUGGUCAGGGAAACAGAUGCAACCCUCAUAUAUUUCUAUUUAUU